This is a messenger RNA of Penicillium argentinense, 936 nucleotides long. RefSeq lists its product as uncharacterized. Bases 1 to 936 code for a protein of 311 amino acids. Lineage: Eukaryota; Fungi; Ascomycota; Eurotiomycetes; Eurotiales; Aspergillaceae. The transcript is spliced from 2 exons. The record is from RefSeq and is a predicted model, not a curated record.
AUGGCCAUGGCAAGCGCACCAGAGAUCGACGAGGCGCUUAUUGUGACCCCCCAUAUGCCCAAGCCAGAGAAGUCACCUGGAACUACCAAGAGAAAGGUCACCCCAUCAUCAGAGUUGUCGUCCCAGAGCAAAAGUUUCAUUUUAUCUCCUUAUGGGACUUUCUCUUCAGAGAGAACGGUCCUCCGUCUGGGUGACUCACCCCUCUUCGAACUAUCGAUGCGUCUUUUCCCAUCAGGCGAAGCUGUGAUCAACAAGAGGACUCCUCCUAAGACGACGCAUACCCACCCUGGGUCGCCAGAGUCGUCGUUACCGGGGAUCCAAAUUCCCCAUCUCGUCAUCUCGUUCUUCUAUUCAAUCUCCGGCAGAAUCGGGUCUUCACCGAGAAUUCUGAGUUAUUGUACCGCCUCUUUCCGGACACAAAAGCGGUGUGGUUUGAUGGCUAUUUCUUGGUGUUUUGGCUCGGGACCUUGCCGCCGAAAGCCCUGGCCGAUUACUAUUGCCGGUGUCCAGCCUUAUUUCACGAUCGAUCCGAAUGAUGAAGGUCCAUUUCCGCCAAUCAAACGCUCGAGUAAAUCGCCCCUUAGUGUGUCCGCUGAAAUCAACGCUACCAACCUCCCACCCGCUAAAUUGACGAUGCAUUCGAGCUGUGUCUUUGACUUUUUCGCUAAAUCUGAAAUUUCGAUUACGGAGGUUCAGUACUGGAACAAUUUCUUCAUCAUUGUUCUAGAGAAUGAGGACACCGAUCUCGCUGAAGUUCCUUGUGCCAUAGGUCGCUGUAACUGUUUCUAUCUGUUCGAGAAGGAGAUGGGACGUCCAAAAUUCAACAAAUUCCGGGCCUGCCGGAUCCGUAAUUUGACUGGCGAUGCCGUCGAUAACAGCGAGUAUGAUAUAUUGCGUCCUGGUUUUACGGAAACACGUGUGGGCGGCGAUUGCUAG